AUGAAUAAAAUCGACAGAGUAAAUCAUUUGCAAACAUUAAGCCAGUUUUCACUAUUUGUAGGGGCGGCUCUCGCGGCACCGCAAGGCUACAACUAUCAAUUAAAUUACGCUCCGAAUUUUGGCGGGGCCUUGACCUAUCCACAAGUACAGUUACUACAGAAGUUCGCUGCUAAACAAGAACAAUCAAUGGUACAACAACAAACCGUUACAAUUUCCGAGCCACAAGCUCCUGUUCAGAGUCAAAAUAUUGCAACAGUUGGUGGCUCGCAAUUCGCCAAUCAGUUAAUACAACUGGCAAAUUAUGGGCAACAACAGCAACAAGCACAGCUAUCACAGGGGAUUUCGGAGGUUCAACAAGCUCAGACACAUAGUUUCUCCCAGCAAAUACCUUCAGUUGAACAACAGCCACUACCUUUAGCGUUACCACAACCUCAAGUCCAUCCACAGACACAAUCUCCACAGCCUGCUCAACAACAGCCGCAAACCUUAGCCCAACCACAACUUCAGUCCGCGUCUCUGCCACAAAUUCAAGCAGAACCACAACCUCAGCCUCAAUUUUUACUUCAACCGCAGCCGCAGACGCUGCCUCAACCUCAACUUCAGCCACAACCACAAAUUCAACAGCAAUUUUUCCCUCAAUCACAACGCCAACCUCAACUUGUACCGCAGGUCCAGCCCACUGUACAGUUACAGCCGCAACUAGCUCAGCCGAUACAAUUCCAGCACGCAUCUCCACUCUCUCGCAUACCGGAACCCACAUACUACAAUAAGGAGUACUAUUAUCUUUCUGCACCACAGGAAAACUACGAACUGCCGCCAGACUUCAAUAAUCUAUUGAGCAAAAUGAAAAAGAACCUUCGCGUCGUGUUCAUCAAAGCGCCGGAACAGAACGGCCUCACAAAGACAGCUUUGCAAUUGCUGAAGGAUAGCCAGCAACCAAAGACGGCCAUUUACGUGCUAACGAAGCAACAUAAUGCCGCUGAACUGGCUAAGAAAUUACAACAACAACCCGGCUUAGCCCACCAGAAACCUGAAGUGAUAUUCAUCAAAUAUCGCACGCGCCAGGAGGCUGAGCAUGCGCAGCGCACUAUUCAAUCGCAAUACGAAUCGCUAAACGGACCCAAUCACUUUAAUUUCGAAAGCGUGGUACCAACGCAAAAUUUUAUCGGUUCCACUGCAGCAAUAGAGCCACGGCAGCGCCCGGCGGACCAGAUCGUCGUUACAAGUACGACUACGCCGUCGCCACUGGUCUAUCUGCCGCCGGCGGAGUGA
Bactrocera tryoni is the source of this 1272-nucleotide messenger RNA. RefSeq names its product mediator of RNA polymerase II transcription subunit 15-like. The record is from RefSeq and is a predicted model, not a curated record. Lineage: Eukaryota; Metazoa; Arthropoda; Insecta; Diptera; Tephritidae. The transcript has 2 exons. The coding region runs from base 1 to 1272 and encodes 423 amino acids.